This is a messenger RNA of Coregonus sp. 'balchen', 14920 nucleotides long. Lineage: Eukaryota; Metazoa; Chordata; Actinopteri; Salmoniformes; Salmonidae. The record is from the annotation of a GenBank genome assembly.
UGUAGCUUGUGAACGCACCUAUGGAGAAAUUUGGCGUAAAUUCUUCGGAAUAUUAAAAUAGUACGUAAAACUAGCUACACAUCUUCGCAGUGCGGGGAAACGACCGUGUCAAACAUAGGGGCAGAGUGACUUGAGUCAAACAAGGUUAAUAAACAAACGGAUUUGUAACAUUUGAGCCUCGCUGGGACAGGCAAAUAAUGAGAAGGAGUAAGUGGUUAUUUCAAAACUAAAAUCCCGACUGUCCCCAUUCCCCGGCCUUUACUUUUCCCCGGACUCUGCGACUACUCUGUUAGCAAGUAGCGCGCGCUAGUUAGCCCGUCAGCGAAGCCACACAAUAUCUGCUAACUUCGUGCGCACUGAGAAAAUGGUGAGUUGUUUUUAAUUUGUAUUAUAGAGAACUAUUAUCUAUAGUUAAUGUGUUCGAUAUAACUAACUCCAUGCACCCCACGUAAUUAAUGCCUUUUACUAUGGCUAACUUUAGUUAAAACCGGUUUCGGUGUAUUUGGCUAGCUAGGUAGCUAACGACGUUAGCAUUCCUACGUUAGUUACAGUAAACCAUCUGCUGUAAAUGUUGAUUGUUUUGGCUAACGUUAGCUAGUUAGUCGUUUGACUAGCUGGUAGCUAGUUUAGGAAGUUGACAAGUAAUCAACUCGGUUGUUUGCAAUCCACAUGUUAGCUAACAAACUAGCUAAAAUCAUUACCAGUGGCAGUGUCUUGCCAUUCAUGUAUAUUACAUUUAUUAACGUUAGCUAGCUAACGUUAACUAAUUGCAGCCAUAGUUAGCUAACUAUAUCAUACUCACAUCGACACAGGUCAUUUUGAAUUAACUAGCUACCUAACUACUAGCUAACGUUUGUGAAUUUUUGUCGUUUUUAAUAUGCAACCAGCGCAAGCUAACGUUUAGUAAUGUAAUUCUACUUUACUUGGCAGAUAGAUGGGGAGCUAGUUAGCUAUGUAAACCAACUCAACUAGAAUUGUACCAACCAAGGUUUAUUGUUGUCAUUCAUGCCUUUAUAUUGUCAAAUUGGAUCCCGAAGAACUUGCCAACAAGCAGCCUGUGAUGAGGCUAAAAGAGAUCCUUAAGGAAAAAAACAACAACAAUCAAAGUGUGUGCAGCAUGUUUCAACAGGAGUAUCCCUUGUCUUUCAGGUCUUAUGCAAGGUUGCAUGGCACCCCAUUUAGUGUGAGCUUGAACUAAGGACAUUGACUUUCAGGCAUUUUCGCUGUAUUCAAAGAACGGGGAAGCAGCGCAAUAGUUUCUCUUUGGCAACGUGCAUAGUGGUUUGGCAGCCCUGUUGAGGGCCCAGUGAUGUACUCACGCAAUUCACUAUGGAGUUAUGUCAGAUGUGUGUUCAUGUCUUUGAUGAAAAAGGUAAGUAGACAUUCUCAUUACCUCACGCCAUCUAAUUCAUUUGUUUUCUGACAAGGAUGCCAAACUCUAAUACUGUUUCUUCCCGCUUUGCAGCAAUACGUUUCUUGAACCAUGAAAACCACUUCUUUGUGGAGCAAAUGCAAAUUAAUGAUUGUCAUAAACAAUCCCUCUCUGUGCCCCAGUUGAGCUAAUCAACCAUGCUGUUUUUUCAUAAAGUUUCUGCCAGUAUCUCAAGCUCAUUAUUUUCUCCAGUUAGCCACACAGCAAAUGCCUUUGAGUAUUUGUGUCCAUUGUGUUUGUCUUCGUGACACUUUUCAUCAAGCUUGAUGCGUUGAGACCUGGCAUUGUGUGAGCCUGAGGCACAGUGAAAUCAAAUUAAGUGUGCGUGCCUUGUCUGUCUGCAGGUGUACCUGUUGAAUCCUCUGGAGAACCUGAGGAGCUACAUCAAUAAUCGUCCGCCACUGGUCAUCUUUAUGGUCAGCGUCAGCGCCGUGGCCAUCGCCUUCCUCACCAUCGGCUACUUCUUCAAGAUCAAGGAGAUAAAAUCCCCAGAGAUGACUGAGGUAGGAGGGACACACCUCCCACUGGUAAAUCAAUGCUGAUGCUAUCAUAGGAACAUGUACAAAACCCAUGCAGCAGGAGGUUUCUUGAUUUCUGAAGUUGAACUAUACAUGGCUGUCGUACAUCAAAGUUAUUAGUUCAUUUAGCCAAGCUCAUUUCAUGAAUUGUGAUGUGAUAGUCACAAUUAACCUAACAUACUAUUGGUGAUGAUUAUAAAAAAAUAGUAAACAGCCAUAAGCUGUGCUAUUCAAGACCAGAGCCACAUAUGGAUAGAUGUAUGGCUUAGUCUCCUCCCCUUCUUCUCCAGGACUGGAACAUCUUCCUGCUGCGCUUCAACGAGAUUGACUUCUGCGUAUCAGAGAAUGAGACGCUCAAGCACAGCCUGAACGAGUCAAACACGCCCGAAAGCACGGUGACCAGCGGCCAGGCGCGCUCCAGCACGCAGGCCCCGCUGCUUCUGGAGGACCCGGGCCCAAUCAAUAUCUCUGUGCCCAUCACCCUUACCCUGGACCCACUGAGGCCUUUUGGGGGCUACUCGCGUAACAUCACCCACCUCUACGCCACCGUGCUGGUGGGACAGGUCGGCCUGGCUGGUGAGUCCACUUGCGUCUUCAGUCCCUACUUCCUCCACAUGUUACAGGGUCUAUGUGUAUUAAUCCUUUUCACACUAUCGUGCCGAACUGCUCAAAUGUUUUCUUUCACAUUGUCCUUUUCAGCACAGGUCCAGCAACUAUGGUGGAUGCAAAGUCUAAAAAAUCUCCUUUGUGUUGAAGUGUGUUAUUUGACAGUCCAAGCCAAUACAUUAUUAUUUUAGUUGUGUGUUCGCUUCACCUGCAGGUGGAUGCAGGAAAGCGGUGGCUUUAUGACUGUAAGUAGCCAUCCUUUGUGUAAGCAUUUGUUUUGUGUUUUUGUCACAACUUCUCAGGACUCUGGGUGUUGCUGUUAGCCAGUUCUUUGGUGGUUCAGUCAAUCCUUUAUCGAUCGGUUUUGAGUUACCACUUUUCACGGGGAGCUUAAAGAGUGGCUCAGUGGAAGUGAACAGUGAAGCAUUGUAUAGUCAAUCAGUCGCUAGUAGUCCGGAUACUCCUCCCAGUCUGUCCCGUGGUAGGGAGCAGAACAAAGUGCCGUCGGCCUCUGUUGCUAGGGAGUGCGGUUCAGGCCCAGACUGAAGAGGUAUUGAUGUAUUGUUUUCCGUUUUUUUUAGCAUUUUGCGGCUCAACUGAAACAAUAGUCCCUUGUCAACAUAAGGAUUAUUAGAAAUCAAUGCCAAAUGCCUUCUCUGUGCAUGUCACCUGCAGGCCAGGCUUUGCAUGGGCAUAGCAGGCCAGUCUCAAAGCUGUCUGACUGUUUGAGUAUGUAUGUUUGCAGUCCAGGGUUUUCUGGAUCAAAAGGGGCUUAGGGGGUGGUAGGAGGCGUGGCAUCAUUUUAAAGGCCAUCAUCUUGGCGGUGUAGAGACAUUAUUGAAUUCAAGCCAAUUUCCUGCAAUUCUACAAAUUUCUCCAUGAAGUUGAGAAAAUUAUUUUCAGAUUUAAAGCUUAUUUCAUGCUAUUCUACAUAGUCUGCCAUUGAGCUGAUAGAAUUUUGCAGUUUUUAAAGCAAAUUUCCUAAAAUUCUAUGCGUUUUGCCAUGGCAAGUACUGUUCUUUUCUCUCAAACAUAAUAAUAAAAUCAAUACUGCUAAAUCCAUUGUUUUUGGAAUUUUAAAUUAUCCCUGACUUUUAUCUAGGUAGUUAGUUCUCAAAUAUGAUAUUAUAAAAAAAUAUAUAUAGGUCCAUUGUCUUUUCUACAUACUUGAAAUCUGAUUUAAGUAGUUUACAUUCAGUGUUUUUCCAUCCCAAUAGUUUUUUUGGCCGCCCAAAGAUUUCAAUGUCAGAAAAAUCCAUGCAGUCAGUGUGUGUUUCCCCCCCAAAAUACAACUUUACAUGUGAAUUGAAUGACAUAUACAGUGAGGGAAAAAAGUAUUUGAGCCCCUGCUGAUUUUGUACGUUUGCCCACUGACAAAGAAAUGAUCAGUCUAUAAUUUUAAUGGUAGGUUUAUUUGAACAGUGAGAGACAGAAUAACAACAAGAAAAUCCAGAAAAACGCAUGUCAAAAAUGUUAUAAAUUGAUUUGCAUUUUAAUGAGGGAAAUAAGUAUUUGACCCCCUCUCAAUCAGAAAGAUUUCUGGCUCCCAGGUGUCUUUUUAUACAGGUAACGAGCUGAGAUUAGGAGCACACUCUUAAAGGGAGUGCUCCUAAUCUCAGUUUGUUACCUGUAUAAUAGACACCUGUCCACAGAAGCAAUCAAUCAAUCAGAUUCCAAACUCUCCACCAUGGCCAAGACCAAAGAGCUCUCCAAGGAUGUCAGGGACACGAUUGUAGACCUACACAAGGCUGGAAUGGGCUACAAGACCAUCGCCAAGCAGCUUAGUGAGAAGGUGACAACAGUUGGUGCGAUUAUUCGCAAAUGGAAGAAACACUAAAGACUGUCAAUCUCCCUCGGCCUAGGGCUCCAUGCAAGAUCUCACCUCGUGGAGUUGCAAUGAUCAUGAGAACGGUGAGGAAUCAGCCCAGAACUACAUGGGAGGAUCUUGUCAAUGAUCUCAAGGCAGCUGGGACCAUAGUCACCAAGAAAACAAUUGGUAACACACUACGCCGUGAAGGACUGAAAUCCUGCAGCGCCCGCAAGGUCCCCCUGCUCAAGAAAGCACACAUACAGGCCCGUCUGAAGUUUGCCAAUGAACAUCUGAAUGAUUCAGAGGAGAACUGGGUGAAAGUGUUGUGGUCAGAUGAGACCAAAAUCGAGCUCUUUGGCAUCAACUCAACUCGCCGUGUUUGGAGGAGGAGGAAUGCUGCCUAUGACCCCAAGAACACCAUCCCCACCGUCAAACAUGGAGGUGGAAACAUUAUGCUUUGGGGGUGUUUUUCUGCUAAGGGGACAGGACAACUUCACCGCGUCAAAGGGACGAUGGACAGGGCCAUGUACCAUCAAAUCUUGGGUGAGAACCUCCUUCCCUCAGCCAGGGCAUUGAAAAUGGGUCGUGGAUGGGUAUUCCAGCAUGACAAUGACCCAGAACACACGGCCAAGGCAACAAAGGAGUGGCUCAAGAAGAAGCACAUUAAGGUGCUGGAGUGGCCUAGCCAGUCUCCAGACCUUAAUCCCAUAGAAAAUCUGUGGAGGGAGCUGAAGGUUCGAGUUGCCAAACGUCAGGCUCGAAACCUUAAUGACUUGGAGAAGAUCUGCAAAGAGGAGUGGGACAAAAUCCCUCCUGAGAUGUGUGCAAACCUGGUGGCCAACUACAAGAAACAUCUGACCUCUGUGAUUGCCAACAAGGGUUUUGCAACCAAGUACUAAGUCAUGUUUUGCAGAGGGGUCAAAUACUUAUUUCCCUCAUUAAAAUGCAAAUAAAUUCAUAAAAUGUUUGACAUGUGUUUUUCUUGAUUUUUUUGUUGUUAUUCUGUCUCUCACUGUUCAAAUAAACCUACUAUUAAAAUUAUAGACUGAUCAUGUCUUUGUCAGUGGGCAAACUUACAAAAUCAGCAGGGGAUCAAAUACUUUUUUCCCUCACUGUAUUGAUGGAGGGUAAUAUGGGCUGUUGCAGGACACAUGUUAAGUCAUAUUCCUUACAGUGGAGCUCAUGUCACCUGCUCAAUCUUUACAUGUCCAGGGGCCAACCGUGAUGCUGUUUUACCUGUCGGAGUACUUACAAGCAAUGUUUCCGCACAAAAAAUUAGGUACUGAGCAAAUAUCAGGUCUGCUGAGCGCAAACUUGAACGUUGUGAAAAUUCUGUGCAACGCAUUUACUGUGAACACUGAGGCUGUACCCGUUUUAAGUGGCUAAGUAGGCUACUUUGGCUAUUUAGUCAUAAUGUAGGCCUACCAGAGCAGCCUUCCAUCUAAAACAAUGGAGAAAAAUGCAUCUCGUAACAUUUUAACAUGGAAAUUGCUUACAGUAGCAGCGUAUCUGUGGUGUUCAAUGCUUACAUUCCAUGAGACUUAAAAAAAAAAAAAACAUGCAGGGCUUGACAUUAACCUGUGUAUGCACUUGUACUUCAGACAAGGUGUUGACUGAAAAUGUUGUGUUUGAUGCAAGAAACCACUUUACAAAAUAAAAUGUAUUAUUAUUCCCAUACAAUUAUUACAGACAAUCAGACAAAUUAUUCUACGCUCUGCCUAUUGGCUACUUAGCUUAUUCAAGACCGUCUCAAAAUACAACACUUCCACUUUAAGACAUAAAAAAGCUCUUUACCUGACUUGCUUUUCAAAGAUGGCUAGAAAUGCACACAUAUUGUGCUCUUGUUGGAAGCAACCACUCCCCAUUGUUGACUAGAAAUUAGCUAUAACUGGGCUAAUAACUCACUAACUAGCAAAGAAUAUGAACAAAUGUGCACACGUGGCUACAUGCAGCUCUCACUUUGAGCUCAAAACAAGCGCAUCUACUCAGACCGCUCAUACUGUAGCCUAAACACAGUCCAGUUCAAAGUGAAUGGCACAGAUCCAUAUAUGGCAAUGGCUAUUUGCAUAUAGGCCUACUGCAGCUCUGAUUGGUUAUGGUGAUUCAAUCUGUGUAGAGUAUGGGCCUGAGUCGUGCCUGUCAAUGCAAUAGUAUCCUACUUCAAUGCGCACUGCCUACAAGAAAAUCUCUUGCACAGUUAGUUUUGCAUACUAAAUCUUGCAUAGUUUGUUUUUGUUUUGGUAUAUUACAUUGAAAGUGGCUAAUAUUGCGUUGAUUCGAUCACAAUUCCCACAGUAGAGCGAAACAUUGAUAGUGUUAACUAAAGGGGAACCUGGUAUUAAGUUGAGUGAAGUUCAAUCUCGUGAUUCUCUGCACGGGCUCAUAUUUCUUCUGCGCGGCAGUCCGAGGGGAGCUGCGCGCACGCAGCUUAGAGGGAAUAUUGCUUACGUGUGUGUCCUCAAAGGCAGGGACGCCCACGAGGAGAUGAACAUCACCUUCACGCUGCCAGCGUCAUGGAAUUCUGAUGAGUGCGUGCUGCACGGCCACUGUGAGCAAGUGGUGUUUAGCACCUGUAUGACCAUCACUGCUGCCAGCAACGUCUUCCCUGUCACAGUGUGAGUGCCACUAUACCCCUGAAUUGUGAUGCAUCCAUAUACUAAAUUAUCUUUGUAUUUCAUGACUAGGCCCGGUAUUUGAAAGUCAAUGUUGGACUAUCAUUUAGGCAAUCUUGUAAUAUGUAUAGUGAAAUAGUACAAAUAUUUGACAUUGGAAUAAAACUGAUCAUCAGUCAAUUGCUCAUGACAGUGAAUAACCUCACAUCAGUAACACUGUGACAACUAAGUGCACACUGUUCGUAGAAUAUCAGUCGUCCUAUGGUACAAGGGGACAUUUGUAUUUUGUAUUAAAUUAACGUUUUAUCAAACUGAAUACUAAGCUUUGGUGCGAAACGUCAUGGUCCAAACAGAAUAGUCUUAACACAGAACCCAGAGAUUUUUCAUGACCACGUCACCUGACCAUAACAAAAUAAAAUGGAACAGGGCAAGGUAUUAAAGUGUAUUAAAUGUUGCCUUCCAGGCAGCCGCCCCACUGUGUCCCAGAGACGUACACCAACGCCACGUCCUGGUACAAGAUCUUCACCACGGCCCGCGACUCAGACACCAAGUACACGCAGGACUACAACCCUUUCUGGUGUUACAAAGGAGCAAUCGGGAAGGUGUACCACACCCUCAACCCCAAGCUGACCGUCAUUGUGCCAGACGUGAGUCAGCAGCCACUGUCUGCAGCAGUGGUAUUUUAUGUCCGACUCCCUAAUGGAAUCGUAUCCUCUAUAUAGUGCACAGCUUUUAACCAGUGCCCUAUGGGUGCCAUUUCAGACGCAGACUGUGUCUGUGGAUGAUCUUGCUGAGGGUUUAGACAGAACUUUUGAGAGUAAAGUCUUAUACACUACAUGGCCAAAAGUAUGCUUGUCGAACAUCUCAUUCCAAAAUCAUGGCAUUAAUAUGGAGUUGGUCCCCCCCUUUGCUGCUAUAACAACCUCCACUCUUCUGGGAAGGCUUUCCACUAGAUGUUGGAACAUUGCUGCAGGGACUUCCUUCCAUUCAGCCACGAACAUUAGUGAGGUCGGGCACUGAUGUUGGGCAAUUACGUUACGUGCCCUAAUGCAUAGUGCCAACUGUAACGUUUGGUGGAGGAGGAAUAAUGGUCUGGGGCUGUUUUUUCAUGGUUCGGCUAGGCCACUUAGUUCCUGUGAAGGGAAAUCUUAACGCUACAGCAUACAAUGACAUUCUAGACAGACUUUGUGGCAACAGUUUGGGGAAGGCCCUUUCCUGUUUCAGCAUGACAAUGCCCCCGUGCAAAAAGCAAGGUCCAUACAGAAAUGUUUUGUCGAGAUCGGUGUGGAAGAACUUGACUGGCCUGCACAGAGCCCUGACCUCAAUCCCAUCGAACACCUUUGGGAUGAAUUGGAACGCUGACUGUGAGCCAGGCCUAAUUGCCCAACAUCAGUGCCCGACCUCACUAAAGCUCUUGUAGCUGAAUGGACGCAAGUCCCUGUUAUAGCAGCAAAGGGGGGACCAACUCCAUAUUAAUGCCCAUGAUUUUGGAAUGAAAUGUUCGAGCAGGUGUCCACAUACUUUUGUGUACUAAUGUAUGUAAUCAAAAUGAGUCCUUUAAGAAGAAAAGUACUGUUUUUGGUACACACCUUGGACAUAAGCUCUUGUCUAGUUUAAUUAUGUGUAACUUCAUAUAUCAUGAAUGAGUGAUUUUUAUCUUCCUUGUGUGUUCUCUCCAAUUCAAUUCUAUAAUGCAUUCAUAAUAUCAACUGUAAAUCUAAAUCCCCAAGUGAGCAUUAGCUAAUAUGUUCUAAAUGACUAAAGAUUGUGCUUCUGCAAUAUUGCUCUAUUUGCAAUUAAAUUACAUUUGACUUUAACCAGAUGUAUCCUAGGGGACCAGUAGCAUUAUUCAAUUACCAACCAGUUUUCCUAAAACAUAUUUAUAUUUGAAGUGACAGGAACAAUAAAUGGGUUUUGCUAUUAGAGGAAAUAGCCAGUUUCCAAGUACAGUAUACAGUAUGUCGUCCUUCAUGAGAGAGUUUACCUGUCGCUGAGGCUAUUUCUCUCUCUUUGUAGGACGACCGCUCACUUAUCAACCUGCACCUAAUGCACACCAGCUACUUCCUCUUUGUGAUGGUCAUCACCAUGUUCUGUUAUGCUGUCAUCAAGGGCCGGCCAGGGAAAGUACGGACAACCACCAACCCCGACUUCUGCCCUGAAAAGGUAGGUGUAAGGUGAAGUUGCCCUUAGACACUGAUCUUGGGUCAGUUUAUACAUUUCCCCCACUAACAGAGCAAUAAUACACAGCACAACACAGCUAGUCACCUUUUUAUAUCGCAUUAGACAGUGUGAAAAGAUAUUGCCAAGAUGAGUCUCUGGGGUAAAACUGUCAUUUUGUUAAUAAAACCAAAAAAUGCCGACCCUUCUACCUCCCGAGGGAGUUUUCAGCUGUUAUCGUGACUGUUGUAUACAUUGCACCUCAGGACAAGAAAAAUAACAAGCUGGCACUUAACGAACUGUACAAGGCUAUAAACAAGCAAGAAAACCUACAUCGAGGCUGCUUUUCUGGUUGUCGGCGAUUUUUAUUUAGUGUCACUAGGACACGUGAUGCCCAAUUUUCAUCAACACGUCUCCAAUGCCCCUAGGGGCGAUAAAGUCCUACACCACUGUUAUUCUACCCACAAGCAAGCUUACAAGGCCCGCCCUUGUCCGCCAUUCGGCAAAUCAGAUAAUGACUCCGUACUGUUUACAAGCAGAAAUUCAGACAGGAAGUACCCGUGACUCGCUCUGAGAAAUGGUCACCAGAAUCUGAGAUUAUGCUGCUUUGCUAGCGCUGAUUGGAAUAUGUUUAGAGACUCCACCGAUAACAUUGACGAGCUAACUACCGUCACCUGCUUCAUUCGAAAAUGUAUCAGCGACAUUGUCCCCACGGUGAGGGAUCGCUGCUUCUCCAAUCAAAAGCCCUGUAUUAACACUGAGGUUGGCGCUAAAGGACCGGGCUACCGCACACAGAGCUAUCGUAGACAAUCCUGAGGCAACAGUGGAGGACAGGAAUAAGUACAAGAAGUCCCGCUAUGACCUCCGCAGAGUCAUCAAACGAGCAAAAGGACAAUAUAGGAAUAAGGUUGAAUCAUAUUACACAGGCUCCUACGCCCGCCGCAUGUGGCAGGGGCUACAGUCCAUUACCGAUUACAAAGGAAGUGAUCUGCCCAAAUAUACCUCUCUACCAGACGAACUUAAUGCAUUUUAUGCACACUUUGACAACACCGACAUCGUGCCGGGUGUGAGGGCAGUAACCGACCGAGAGGAUUGGGGGAUCUCGCUCACCAAGGCCGAUGUGAGAAAGGUCUUUAAUCAGGUCAACACACGCAAGGCCACAGGGCCCGAUUCCAGGGCGUGUUCGCAGAGCAUGCGCAAAACAGCUGGCAGGCAUAUUCACUGUCAUUUUCAACCUCUCCUUGUUCCAGUCUGUAAUCCCCACAUGUUUUAAGAUUCCUGUCCCCAAGAACUCUAAUGCUUCAUGCCAUAAUGACUACUGUCCUGUAGCACUCACUUCUGUAAUCAUGAAGUGCUUUGAGAGGCUGGUUAUGGCACACAUUAACUCCACCAUCCCAGACACCCUAGACCCACUCAAUUUGCAUACCGCCCCAACAGAUCCAUAGAUGAAGCAAUCUCAAUUGCACACCCCCAUCAACAUCGACGGAGCUUCAAGUUCCUCAGUGUCCAAAAGACUUAAAAUGGUCCAAACACACGCGCACAGUCAUGAAGAAGGCUCGACAGCGCCUCUUCCCCAUCAGGAGGUUGAAAAAAUUUGGCAUGGGCCCUCAAAUCCUCAAAGUUAUUCAGCUGUACCAUUGAGAGCAUUUUGACUGGCUGCAUCAGUGCCUGGUUUGGCAAUAGCACCGCCCUCGAUCGCAUGGCGCUACAGAGGGUGGUGCGGACAGCUCAUUACAUCACUGGGGCCCAGCUCCCUGCCAUCCAGGACAUCUCUAUCAGGCAGUGUGGUAGGAAGGCCCGGAAAAUCGUUAGACUCCAAGCACCCAAGCCAUAGACUAUUCUCUCUGCUUCCGCACGGCAAGCGGUACCGGUGCAUCAAGUCUGGCACCAACAGGCUCUCAGCUUCUAUCCCCCAAGCAAUAAGACUGAUAAAUAGCUAACGAAAUAGCUACACAGACUAACCUUGUAUCCUUAUUGACCUUUUAUUUUUACACUGACUCUAUGCACACUCACACAUACUCAGUCCAUCAUCUGCUCACUCACACAUAAUAUACACACUCUACACACACACACACACACACCCACUCACAUACAAGCUGCUGCUACUCUGUUUAUCUUACAUCCUGUUGCCUACUCACCCCUAUACAUAUCUAUCUCCAUCACUCCAGUAUCCCUGCACAUUGUAAAUAUUGUAUUGGAACUGACCCUAUAUGUUUGCUUGCUUGCUUACUUAUUGUGUUUUUCAUAUUUCUUCUUAUUUCUCUUGAGUUUUGAGUUUGCAAGAAAGGCAUUUCACUGUACUUGUGCAUGUGACAUUAAAACUUGAAACGGAAACUUGAAAAUUAAACACUGAGAUUUCCAGGUGUCUGAUUACAGUAUCUAUGACAGAGCAUUCCUGAAAUGCCUGAGUACUACGAAAAUCUGGUUGCGCCUGUUUUACAGUUGACUCUGCUCAUUAGGGAAUUCCCACGACACUGUUAUUCAGCAUAACAUCCCUGGGGUCCUCAUUUGUACGCUGUGACGGUCUAGUCGGUUAGAGGGAUGAUUCUGCAGCGGCAUUAAUUUCUUUUUUCUCUCCUCUCAGGUGGCCUUGUCAGAGGGGUAAGAAGAACUCUAGGAUCGCCGUCAGAACUGAAAUAUAGCCGAGGAGGAAGUAGAAGAAAAUAUGACCAGUUGCCUACUGAACCCUGAAAAUAAUACUGGGGUGUAAAGCUCUGUGAAUGCAUUUCUCUGCAAUGUUGGGUCACUCCAACCAAAGACAUAUAAGUGCCUGUAUCUACUGUGUAAAUAUGUGUAGGAACUCUUGAUUUCAGUACAGAAACAGUUUGCCUGAGCCCCCCGUGCCGUUGGUGACAAAAUUCCAAAAUGCAAUAUCAGCAAAGCUAGAAGUCCUGAUGCGAAAUUGACUGAAUGGGAACUGCACUUCCACAUUGUCACCAGUCUUUGUCCCAUUUUCGUCCCACAUUGGACCCUCACAUAAUCCAGUCAGGGUAAUACAAGUUCCUGUGUCUCUUCAUGUGUGUAUGGUGAAAGCCUUUGAUUUCCUCGAGACAACGGGCCGUUGUUACACUGAAAUAUGAUUUCGCUGCCUUUCUCUUCCCCUUCAGUGUCUUCAUCAUUCACUUGUGUGUUCUUGAGUGGUUUAUCCUUGCUUGCAUUCUGAAAGUCCUGUAAUGGUGGGUGGGUGGAAGGCCGGCUUAUUCGCCCCAGAAGGGUUUUAGGCCACAAGCCUUUUAUAGCACCUGGAAGGUCCAUUUUAACUGACAAGAGGCCCGGCUAUGUCAAGUGGACCUCAAUCUUCCUCCUUUUACAACCAUAGUUUUCCUUUACUCCUAUGUUAUUCCAAUAAGUUGAGCUUGUUGCUUCAAAUCAAGUUUUGUGAUGCUUCUGACAUCUUGUCAUGCAUAGCAGAAAGAAUGCUAUUUUUCCUUGAAUUUAGUGUAUGCUGAUGACUGGUAGGCCCUUGAGUAAUUGAAAGUUGGGAUGCAUGUUAAUAAUUGCUUGUGCUCUAUUUUAAGAACUAUGUUUGUUUUAAUGUAGGUUCCGGGGAUGGAAAAGUGUGUAAUUGUGGAAUGAUUUACUGUAUAUGAUAUAAAGCGCUUCACUGGCAACGAUUCAUCUAUUUUGAUUCCCCUCUGUAUUUAAAAUUAUUUCAAUUUGUUCCAUUAUUGAUAUACUUAAUGAAUGUAAAAGCAACACAAUCAAUUUACAGCAGCGAACCAGCAUUACAACUAUGAUAAUUAAAUGUAAAACAAUUCAUUCCAAACUAUUUGAAAUGUGAUGUACCUUUUUUUAUUUAGAUUUUUGUUUUGUCAAUGAGCCUUUACCCCAAACUUUAAUUUCCAGUUUUGACAGAACAGUAUUCUCAUUAUAUUGUUUUUCUUGUUGCAAUUACUUCCUUUUUUAAAUUGCGUAUUUUUCAUCUGUCAAUUAAUUUCUCAAAAGACAUCCUAGCUUGUAGCUUUGUUUUAUUUGCAGAUGAUUGAAUUGAUCCCUUAUCAUUUUGAGAAUUGGUUUUCGAGUUUCAUUUUCAAUGGGUUUUAAGGGUGCUGUCAUAUCAACUUGGUUUUCCUACAGUAGCUAACUGAGCGUGGCAUACAAUACAUGCUUCCCCCCUCCAUAGCACUGCAUAAUUCCACUGAUAUCUCCUGUAUCUUGUUAGUUCUGAAGUUCAUGUUAAGGUUGAGACUAUGCAGCUGUAGGUGGGUGCAUCCAUAUCCUUUUUGUCUAGUGUUUUCAGUCAGGGCUGAAUAUAUUGCAUUAUAGAUACAUUGUAGUGUGUCACUUCAUAAGUAGAGAGUAAAGACUGUCCUGGGUUGAUGGGUGACAAAGCAUUGAGUUGUUAGCCCAGCAACCAUUCAUUGUAAUGCUAUGAUUCUCAUUUUCUUCCCUGUGGAAAAUGCCUGGCCAUUUUAAAGAUUGCCUUAAUAUUACUUUGUUGUUUUUGUCCUCAAAGUAGAUGGAUUGAUGUCUGUCUUUUGUUUUCAGUUCAUGCUCAUCAUACCCUGUCAUUCAGAAUUAUCAUCUCCAUAGGCGUCACAUCAGGCUUAGCUUGCCAAAGGUGUCUCUGGGUUUCGUCACCCCCUGUAUGUAGUAUAAUUGACCACACGAUCACCAACAUUUGUAUGAUGGUACAGGAGGUAUGUUAGAUAUGAAUUUGACCUAACUCUCACACCACAGGAUAUUUAUGUGUUCUCACCCUGACCUUAUGUUAUGACAUCCAUCCCCCAAUACUGUGCAUGGCAACCAUUUGACCUUUGUUUUCCUUCCAUUCUUAUAGCAGCACAUUGUGCCUUUUGCACUAACCUGCUGCACCAUCACAGUAAAUAGCUCCUCUGUUUUAAAUGUGAAUACAAGGGGUCAAAGGUGACGAUGACCAAAACUUUUCUCCAGUGCAACUGCUGUAAAUUAUUUGAGUUGAAAUAAACUUGUCAUCUGUUGAGAAAAUGUUUGUUCACGUUCACAUUUUUCCUCUCUAUCCCAACAUGUUCUAUGUCUCUUCACCUUAGCAUCCUACCUACAGUUAACUGACGAUAUAUGCCAUCUUAAACUACAGCUCAACAAUUGGGACGGUAUCUAUGUAAUAAGGUAAAUAACAUUCAGCUUGAAUUUCAACCAUUACCACAAAUGGUCCUACCACAAUAACAUUGGCAUGUCAUGAUCUAUGUGAAUCUCAAAUUAAAGUCAGACAUUUGUUUCAGUCAUUACAUAUUUUGUCCUUCACAACAUUCAUCACCAUCAACUAUAUUAUCAUCCUGUCUUUAAUGAAGCCUCCCACAUUUUCCACCCUAAGGAAUUUCUCAUGUUUUCUAUCCAUGCGCCCUCACAACUAAUUUUACUGUUUCUUUCAGUGUAGGUGACCUAUAAAAACUACUGAAUACCAUGCAUUAGCAAUGGCUGGUUCCAUUCCAGUUUGCAACCUGCUUUUCUGUGAAGAAAGAUUCAUUUUAUUGCUGGCACUGAAAUGGCAGUGAUGGUUCUGGUGACGUCUAUCUUAUUAAACGGAAAUUGACAGAAGACAGACCGCCUCCUGGGCUGUUGUUCAGAUCAUAUUGAUCUCCCUCUCAUGUGGCUCAGUAAUUGUAUUUGUGGAUGGUUUACUCCAACUCAAAACACUCCAACUCAAAACACAAGUAUGAUGCCAUUGCAAUUCUUUCACUUGUCUUGUUGCAUGAUUGAAAUAUUAACAACCGCUGCUCCGUUUGUAUGAUGAUUGACAAUCCCUUUGUUUCUGUACUGUUUGUAAAAUAGGCGUAUGCUUUGCUGAAUAAAAUCAAAGAUGGAC